Molecule: messenger RNA, 2681 nt
Organism: Astyanax mexicanus (Mexican tetra)
Lineage: Eukaryota; Metazoa; Chordata; Actinopteri; Characiformes; Acestrorhamphidae
Gene: serpinh2
Product: serine (or cysteine) peptidase inhibitor, clade H, member 2
Exons: 5
Coding region: 296-1552 (418 amino acids)
Biological process (GO): collagen fibril organization; negative regulation of endopeptidase activity
Cellular component (GO): endoplasmic reticulum
Molecular function (GO): serine-type endopeptidase inhibitor activity
Source: RefSeq, a predicted model, not a curated record
CAGUCAGACAGCGCGGGCGGUCUGCACCAUGGUCCGUCUGCUCAGCUAGGGGCUGGAAUGUUAGAAAUUUCGGGAAGGAGCAAAAAUUCCCGGACUGGAACAGCAGCAGACUGGAUCUGGAUUACAGGAAAAAGUUAGCAGGAAAAAACUCACUUCCUCUGCCACGUUGGGAUCCCUGCCUGCCUGCCUCUCUGCCUGCUUCCUUCCCUGCGUGCCGUGUAUUCCGCCGGUGCUCUCCGUGUUUCCCGGAGGAGUCUGAGGACAGAGGAGGACUGUAAUUGAUUAACGCUCUGCCAUGCUGUCGGCUGCUGUUUUGUAUCUAUCACUGUUAAAUCUGCUGAUCGUGGGGGUCGGCUCCUCUAGCUCCAAGGCACCUCCAGCCACAGGUGAACCCCCACAGCCUCAGCAGGCCAGUUCCUCCUUUGGGCACCCCAGCUGGUCCUUGGGGCUGCAGCUCUAUCGGGCCCUGAGGAAAGAAGGCUCCAACACUAACACUCUCAUCUCCCCUGCCCUGCUUGCCAGCUCCCUGAGCGCUUUAAGCCGCACAGCCAAAGGAACCACAGCUGAACAGCUCCAGGAGCUCCUGAAGAAUGCCAAAGUAGAGAAGAAAACUGAGGAAGCUUUAUCCGACACACUGAAAUCCAUGCGUGAGGGGAAUGGAACCAGCUACACUCUGCAUGGCUCCUCAGCUCUCUUCUCCAAACAGGUUCCCACACUGGAGAAGAGCCUCCUGGAGGAGCUCCAGGCCCAGUUUGGGCUGGGCCAUGUGGCUCUGGGAGCAGGGGGUAAAGAGGCAGAUAUGGAGAAGCUCCGCUCUUGGGCUAAAGGUGGAAUGGGAGGACUGGAGGGGUCGCUGUUGAAGGAAGGACCAGAUGCCAAAGACGGUGCUGUGAUCCUGGCUAAUGCACUGCACUUUAAAGGACUUUGGGACCGAAGCUUUGAGACAGAAAAUCAAGACCUGCGAACCUUUUUGGGGACCAAGUACACCAAAGUGACUAUGAUGCACAGAGCAGGUGUGUAUCGUCACUAUGAGGACAUGGAGAAUAUGGUGCAGGUGAUAGAGUUGGGCCUUUGGAGUGGAAAGGCCAGCAUGCUGCUGAUUCUGCCCUUCCAUGUUGAGAGUCUGGCCAGAGUGGAUCGCUUGCUGACCCUGCAACAGCUGGAGACGUGGAUGGGGAAGCUAAGCAGCAUGAGCAUGGCACUGUCGCUGCCCCGGGUCAAUAUCAGCAGCACACUCAGCCUACAGAAACAGUUGGCUGUGCUGGGCGUGGCAGAUGCGUGGGACCAGAAGGUGGCAGAUUUCUCUGGCUUGUCCAGCAAGGGGAAGGGGAAGCUUCACCUGGGAGGCGUUCUACACUGGGCCUCUUUGGAGCUGGCAUCAGAAUCAGGCAGUAAGGACGGAUCCAAUGAGGACGAGCAUCUGGAUAAACCCAAACUUUUCUAUGCAGAUCAUUCCUUCGUCAUCCUGGUGAAGGAGAACAGCACUGGAGCCCUGGUUCUGCUGGGUGCUCUGGACAUGGCUGAGGGGGCUGCCCUGCAUGAUGAGCUGUAGGGCCUGAAUGGGUAACACACACAUACUGCAGAUGAGGUUACAUGGACAAAAGACAUUGACAGUGAGCUGAGCCACUUCUGUUUAGUGACACCUGUAAUGCUGUCUGGCACAUUUUGAAUUUAGAGUUGAUCAUCACAGUCUAUUGUAGUGAAAUACUGUAAAGUCUACACUAGUGAGCUGUUCAUAGUGUGCUUUUUAUUUUUAAUUUUUUUACAAACCAAUCUUGCUUAAAUUUGCUUGGUUGUCAUUUAUGUCAAAAUAUAGUCAAUCAGUCCAGACCCCAGACAGUAUGUGCUGAGUUUUUUUUUUUUUUUUUUUUUUCUUCAGGUACUUUAAAAAAUGCUGUUUUUUUGGCUUUUGCUCUGGAGGUGUGAGCUAACGAGUAAAUAAAUCUUACAGAUACUGCAAAGAACUGACACAGAACUGAUGCAGACACUGUCUCCCAACUAUGCAUUUAUAAACGGACAGUGUAUUUUUAUUUGGUAAAAGCUGGGCAGGGCAGAGUCCUGUGACUAAGCAUGCAGUAGUAGGUUUUUAAGGGGAAAUUGCAUGAAUACACUGUAUUACAAACCAUAACAGAAUUAGAGCGUUUAUAUAUAUAUAAUUUAGCAACCAGGUUUGACACCAACUUCUGCCGUAAUCUGUCCCACCCCUGCCCAAUGGAUCAACACCAGCAAAAGACAUGUCUCCCCAAACCAUCACUGGUCAUCAGUAAAUUUUACAUUUCAUUUGGAAAUAAAGGGAGCAGAGUCUGGAGGAAGAGUGGAGAGACACACAGUCCGAGCUGCUUGAGGUCUAGUGUGAAGUUUGCACAAUCAGUGAUGGUUCGGAGAGGCAUGUCAUCUGCUGGUGUUGAUCCACUGUGUUUUAUCAAGUCCAAAAUCAGUGCAGUUUUUGUUUUUCUCCAAAAUCUUACAGCACUUCAUGCUUCCUUCUGCUGGCAACUUUUAUGGAGAUAUGGAUUUCAUUUUCCAGCAGGAUUUGGCACACUGCCCACACUGCCAAAAGUACCAAUUGGUUUUAUAUACAGUCAUAUUCAAAUUUUCUGAGACACUGAUGUUUGCUUGUUUUUUUUUUAAUUUGCUGUAAGCCAUAAUCAACAACAAUAAAAGAAAAGUUUGGAAUGUCA